Molecule: messenger RNA, 1529 nt
Organism: Electrophorus electricus (electric eel)
Lineage: Eukaryota; Metazoa; Chordata; Actinopteri; Gymnotiformes; Gymnotidae
Product: ras-related protein rab7
Biological process (GO): phagosome-lysosome fusion; endosome to lysosome transport
Cellular component (GO): late endosome; lysosome; phagocytic vesicle
Molecular function (GO): GTPase activity; GTP binding
Source: RefSeq, a predicted model, not a curated record
AGUGAGAGAAGGAAGGAAAAGCACAAGCGACAACGUAGGGAAGCUUUGCCUAACUAUUAGAGUUAUUUAUAAGGACGAGGCAAGAACACAGCGUACCGCGUCUGUAUUUUACCUAAGAUAUUAAUAUUGACAAUCCAGUCUUUGUAUAUAGGUUGUUCUUGAAGAGAAGAAAGAAGAGGAGAAGUAACAGGUUAAGUUAAUGCUGUUGCUGUUCGAAUAAGAAACAAAAUGGAUGUAAAUUGCCGUUUGUAACAUUUCUGCCCGUAGUUUUUAUGACAUCUAGGAAGAAAGUUCUUCUUAAAGUCAUCAUCCUUGGAGAUUCAGGUGUUGGAAAGACAUCUUUAAUGAACCAAUAUGUUAACAAGAAAUUCAGCAGUCAGUAUAAAGCUACAAUAGGAGCUGACUUUCUCACAAAGGAGGUGAUGGUUGAGGAUAGACUUGUUACUAUGCAGAUUUGGGACACAGCAGGGCAAGAAAGGUUCCAGUCCCUGGGGGUGGCAUUCUAUCGCGGUGCUGACUGCUGUGUUCUGGUGUUUGAUGUUACUGCUCCCACCACCUUUAAAACUCUGGACUCCUGGCGAGAUGAGUUUCUGAUUCAGGCUAGUCCCCGUGAUCCAGACAGCUUCCCUUUUGUGGCACUUGGCAACAAGAUUGACAUGGAAAACAGGCAGGUGACAACAAAACGAGCUCAGGCCUGGUGUCAGAGUAAAAGCAACAUGCCAUACUUUGAGACCAGCGCAAAAGAGGCCAUAAAUGUUGAACAAGCAUUUAAAACCAUUGCAAGCAAUGCCCUAAAAAAGGAAACAGAAGUAGAGUUGUAUAAUGAGUUUCCAGAGCCAAUUAAGUUGGACAGAAGUGAUAGAUCCAACCCAUCAGCAGAAAGCUGCAGUUGCUGAGACAUGUUUACAUAGACACUAACAUGCACUGUUUAAUGAAAACAGAUUUGCACAUGCAAAUUUUUUUUUUAACACUUUCAACAUUUACAACCAUAUACAGCCAUACACACAUCCACAUACAACCCAUACUACUUGAUCAUGUUAUAAACUUUGUAACUAGUUUUCAUGUCUGGAAAAAAUUGGGAGUGUGUCCUAGCUUCACCAACCCUCUCAUUAUUUACUUUCUGUGCUGGGUUUUGUUUCUUUUUUUAAUUUGCAAAGUUGAUAUCUUAAUAAUAAAAAUAAUGUAAUAAAAUAUAUACUGAUUGGCUUGCCAGGUAUGUGAAAUAUUUUAUGUAUUAUUUUAGAGAUUACUUUGUUGUUAUGACAUGUUGAGAUAUAUCCCCUUUACUGUGUUACUUUGUUGUUUAGAUUUGCUAAGAUGUAUUCACUUAAUUGUGUUUAAGGGUGCACUCAUAAUUUUCUGAGGAAGUGGCAGUUAGGUCACAGAGUAGACAAGGAUUAAAAAUCUUCCUUUCAGGCUUACCUUCUUUUGUUGUAAUCUAAAUAAAUAAAUUUGUCUAUUACUCAUACUUGUACCUUUACAAGUAAAUCUUCAUAAUAAAAUAAAUAUUCAUAAUUUUCAUAAGAAAA